Messenger RNA from Anarrhichthys ocellatus (wolf-eel), 5319 nucleotides. RefSeq names its product zinc finger protein 2. Gene Ontology annotation, molecular function: DNA-binding transcription factor activity, RNA polymerase II-specific; RNA polymerase II cis-regulatory region sequence-specific DNA binding. Gene Ontology annotation, biological process: regulation of DNA-templated transcription. The transcript has 2 exons. The record is from RefSeq and is a predicted model, not a curated record. The coding region runs from base 1302 to 3113 and encodes 603 amino acids. NCBI's taxonomy places the organism in Eukaryota, Metazoa, Chordata, Actinopteri, Perciformes, Anarhichadidae.
UGGAAUUUUGAGUGGCAAAGAAAGGGAGAGGAAAAGGAAGAAGAAGAAAAAAGGCACACUGUGAUUGGCAGAUGAAUCAAGAGCUCGGAGACACCUGAGAGGCCUCGGUCCACGCCCAGCACCCUGAAGGCAUGCAAGCACACACACACACACACAGACCAGGUGAGGGGAGUGGCUCAGCUUCAUUCCUGCAUAUGACCCCUAGGAAUGAUGUGGUAAAACCAGAAGGUAUCCAUAUUCAAUAUACUCAAGUCAUUAGCUGUGCCUCUGGUUUCUGGUGUCUGGCUGUGAGCAGAAAAGCCUGUUCAACACAGACGUGUUAUUGUUUUUAGGCUUACCAACAAUAACAAGACUACAUAGAUCUUUUAAGGGACUCGUUCUUUUUAUGUUAGCAGCUUUAACUGAUAAACACAUUUGCCUUUAUUUGAUUGAUGUAACCACUUAAUAAUAAUAGCAGACAUUGUUUUAGUUACUGUUUGCAUGAGCGUUGCUAUUUGCAUAAUGAGCACUCAUCGCUCACAUGAUUAACGUCAUAAGUCAAAAAAUCAUUCCUAGCUUUAUUAAAAGCAUUCAUUUGUUAGCACUCUUGUUACUAACUUUGUUGCAGUAAACGUCUAUCAUACUAACAAACACAUUAGCUAAGAGAAGCCCAGAUAACCCGAGUUAUUAAUAUUAUAACGUCACAUAAUUGAUAUUCGUUUUGAGUGAGAGGUACUUUAUUGUCACUUUUAGCUUUACUCUUGAUGCAGCCGCUAGCUAAUCUAAGGAAACAUUGUAAGCAGUGUCGUUAGCAUGAUUAGCAUUCAGUUGACCGUUGGUAUUAAAAUAUUAGCAUUACCUAGCAUCUAUGUGAGCAUCCUUGCAGUUGUAGUGAGUUAGUGGCUAGCUUAGUGGUUGCAGUAGCUGAUUUAGUAGUAGUAGUGGCACUAGUAGUAUUAGUGAUGACCCAGUAGUGCUGCUAUGGUUUUUCAGUUCUUCUUCUUGUUAUUGAAACACCAUUUAUCACCGUGGUUAUUUGUGUGCACAGUAUCACAAUGACGUUAGCUAGGGCCCCGGCUAAUCCAACGGUUCCCCUCCACACCAGCAGGGGCGCUACAGGCUAGUUAGCAAACAAUUAGCUUCUCCUCAUCGUCACUUUCGUGCGACUGUCUCUGCUUUGUUUGUUCCGCACACGGCAGCAGAGUCGCGCACACACACACACACACACACACCCCCUCCCCUCCCCAUCCCUCCCUCCCUCACAGAUACUUUCAACCGUGUACAAACCAUCUGGCGAGUUGUUCGCAACCGCUCGGUCCAACAUGGCCACGACUAGUCAUCUGAAAGUCUUCCUGGAGUCGUCGCUGAAUGAGAUCUUUAAGGCCACAGUGAGUGACAUCCUGGACUCGGUGGACCGGGCCCUGUCCGAGUACCAGGGCACAAUACAGAGGAUCGAGUCUGAAAACGUGGGCCUGAAGCGGCUGCUGUUUGCACAGAAGAGCACCGAGUCUGCUGCACGAGAUAUUUGUGAACAAGAUGCCACUGAAAAUCUUUCGACUUCAGAAUGGAACAAUUGUCCCAUCAGCUCCACUCAGGGCACGUUCAAGAUGUCCAUAUGCAGCAGUGACAUGAAGAGCUUCAGGAGGAGGCAGAAAGACAAGACGAGGGAUAGUGUAUCCUCUUCCUCGUUUCUACUGCAGACUGAUCGAAUGGUAGAAAGGCCAUGUGUGAACACAGGCGAGGUGUGUGCGUCCACCCAGAACUUGAUAUCGGUAAAAGCAGAGCCAGACCUGGAUGAAAGCUGUGCUAUUGACCUCUCCCAGCCUUCAUCCCUUCUCAAUCUGACAAUGAGGCCGGUGAAGAAUGAGAGCACGGAGGUCAGUCAUGAUGCAUAUGAACCUCUGCUGCCAUCCGAAGGGCUCGAACAAGAAUCCAGAGGCAGGGACGAUGAAGUUAAAGUCACCGUUGUCUCCGACACUUACAUGCAGGAUGGACAGUUCAUUAAGACGGAGGAAGAGGAGCAGAAUGGGGUGUUGCAGUGCGGUGACGAUGACUCUAAGCAAGAGUUGACUCAUGCGUUGAAUUGUUAUCCUGACUCAGAACCGGAAACGGCAGCAAGCAGACAGGUUGUGGUGCCAGAAGUAGUGGCGCGUGAGGAAAACGCUGCUGUUCCCGCAGAAGCGUUUUUGGAGAUUCGCGACAACUUCUUGCGCUGUCCCACCUGUCCCAAAACCUUUAGUCGAGCCGCCUCGCUCAAUAUCCACAUCAAGACGCACAGUGGCGAAAAGGCCCACGGCUGCAGCUACUGCGGCAAACGCUUCGGCCGGGCCGAUCUCCUCAAGUCCCACAAGCGCACCCACACCGGAGAGCGACCCUACUGCUGCAACCUCUGCAGCAAAACAUACGCCCAUCCCAGUCAGCUCAGGAUACACAAACGCGUCCACACAGGAGAGAAGCCGUACUCCUGCUCGCACUGUGGGAAGCGCUUCAACGAGCACAACCAGCUGAAAGUCCACUUGCGGACUCACACGGGGGAGAGGCCUUACAGCUGCCAGGGGUGCGGCAAAACUUUCAGCAACGCGGGCAACCUGCGCAUACACGAGAGGAUCCACACCGGGGAGAAGCCGUACUGCUGCGCUCAGUGCGGGAAACGGUUCAACGGCUUGGGCGACCUCAAAACGCACUACAGGAUUCACACCGGAGAGAGGCCCUACAGCUGUGAGCUGUGCAAGAAGACCUUCAGCCAGGCGGGCCACCUCACCAUACACAUGCGGAUGCACACGGGAGAAAGGCCGUACAGCUGCAGCGAGUGCGGCAAGAAGUUCACGGUGGCCAGCAGCCUGAAGUUGCACCAGAGGACUCACACGGGGGAGAAGGAGUACAGCUGCUCGUACUGCGACAAGAGCUUUAGCAGGUCGGGUCACUUAAAGAGACACGAACUGGUCCACACCAAAGAGAAGGUCUUCCUCUGCAACCAGUGUGGGAAGAGCUACACCGACCAGUCCUCCCUUAAGAAGCACCUGAAGAUGCACGCGGCCAAGGAGCAGAAGGCUCAGAGCGAGGGGAGCACCAGCGAGGCUGAAACCAACCGACCCUCAGCCUCGGAGACUCUGUCAGACACCGAUAGAGGUUAGAACCGAGUGAUAUGAAAGCUGAGAAUGAGUGCUGUGUGAAGUCAUCUCACUGUUUGUGAUGUUUGUGGUACAGGGCAGUACACUGUUGUCUAUUUGCUGUGCUUAUAGUAGAUCCAAAUACUCCACCAUCUUAUAGUCUUCUCUCUCACAACACAACGUUCAGAGACAGAAGACAAGACCCUAAAAGAGCUGUUGUUCUUUUCUACAUACUGUAUGUUACCAAAAUGUCAAAGUGCUUUAAAGGAAAAGUUAUUGAAAGCAGUGACGACGAAUGAUUUAACCACCCUGCUGAAACAAGACACUGAAUCCCAGACCAGGUUUUUUUUUUUGUGGUCCUGACCUCUUUGUUGAGAAAAUGAAAUUUCCCCACAAGGGAAAAAAAUAACAAUAUAGUUGUUUAAGAAUUAAGACGUUAGGAUGCUUCUACACCCACGUAUAAAUGUUGUAGUAACUAGAGAGUUAGAAAUGAUUUCUAACUGAUGAUUAAUAUAUUGCUGUAUAUAGCUUUAACUAUACAGUCAGCAGUCUGACACGAAUGUAUUUAUAUAAUAACGUUACUGUGAUGAAUGUUACUGCAAAUGUUCUGUGUUGAUUGAGCAGCUUUCACUAUUAAAUGAAUAGUUGUUUUGUAAGCCAAUGCUGAUAUCAAAGAGCAUCGAGAGGUUUUGUUUUAGGUUGUUCACUGUUCUACCAGGAAACGCGUCUCUUGAUUUAUGUACAACUGACACACGUGGGAGUAAAAUGUCAUGUUUAUGAUGAUAGGGCUACUGUUUGUUGUGUGAACUCAUUGAUAUGACUGCGCAGCAAUGUAUAUCACACUGAGUGUUCGCUACUAGGAGUUUAUUGUGACUUACAUUUAUGUGAUCUGUGUCUAAAUUAAAGAGAAAAGUUAACCAAAUGAUUUCUGUUUGAUUUAUUUAUGCUAUUUUAAAUCAAGGGCAGUGUGCAAGAAAAACAUUUGUUUAUUUAAAGUACAAAUACAUGUAUUUUUAUACAUUCAGUACAACCAGAAAAGCAAAUACUACAGAGUAUAUAGUGAUGUACCUGCACAAAAUGCAGUGGUUCCCAGCAUUUAUUCCUUGAAGUAUAAAGCCUGUUUAAUCACUUCACACACACACACAUUACUUUGCUUGUAUUUUGCUUGUACAUUGCUUUUAUUACUGUCGGUACUGUUUUUGCUUUUAGAUACUGUUUGGUAUUUUAAUAGUAAAAUAGUCGUGUUUUAACAGACGGUGUUAUAUGUGAAAGUUAGUUUAUGACACGGAUGUAAGACUAGUCGACUGAACUUGGAAGUGACCGACAUUUACCCAAUACAGUGGAGAUGGUGUCAAAUUUUAAUAUUUUAUAUAGCACAAACAAAAUUCCAUUGACCUCUGUUCCAUUGAGGUGGGAGGGAUUUGGUAUCUCUUAGGGCUGCAAAAAUGAUUUUCAUUAUUUAUUAAUUUGUGGAUUAUUUUUCCAAUUCAUCAAAUAAUUAUUUAGUCAAAAAAAAAAUGAGAAAGAAAAGUGGAAAAUGUUGUUGUCUUCAACCUUUUUUUUCACUCCCAAAUAUUUAGCUAGAACUUGCAAUCUUUUUCAUUUCAUGCUUAAAAACAUAUUUAACGAUUCAAAUGUUUAAUGAUUAAUUUUCUAUGGAUCAAUCGACUGAUUGUUUCAGCUCUUGUAUCUCUAAAACUUGACGAGCACAAACUAUCUGCAUGCUACAUAACAUCCACGGUAACUGAGGAGUGUUUUGACUUUGUCGUUUGGUGAACCAGCACUUUAUCGUAAAAGUUUAAUAUUUAAUACGCAGUUAUGUUCUCUGGCAGAGAUACUUUUGAGAAACCUAUUAACCUAUGUGCUAUUAAUUAAUUCUUCCUCAAAACAGGCAAGAACUUUAAUCUUUUGAGCCCUCCUUGGGGGACCCAUCCCGGAGGCUGGAAACCACUGCACAAUACAUCUUUUUAAUAAUCAGAUCAAACAAGAACAUGAUAUAUUCUCCUAUAUUUCACAACAAGAGAACAUUCAUAUAUUUAAAAAAGAAACAAAAAAGAAACGUAUUCCUAUUGGAGUCGUGUCGCGCCGCUCUGGCAGCAGCUGAGCUUUUCCUUGGACAGAUAGAGCAACGGCUGAAUGCUGCUGCUGAAGUCCAUCAAGCCGAAUGCGAUAUAGUGGAUGUAGCAAAGAUACACGUUGGGGGAGUAGUAGUGCUGGAAGGGUAACAGUA